This is a messenger RNA of Bombyx mandarina (wild silkworm), 1838 nucleotides long. RefSeq lists its product as uncharacterized. The record is from RefSeq and is a predicted model, not a curated record. Gene Ontology annotation, cellular component: outer membrane-bounded periplasmic space. Gene Ontology annotation, biological process: dephosphorylation. Gene Ontology annotation, molecular function: sugar-phosphatase activity. Lineage: Eukaryota; Metazoa; Arthropoda; Insecta; Lepidoptera; Bombycidae.
UGUUUUCAAAUCAUACUUUACAAUUUGUGUCAAUUGUCAAAACAAAGACAUUAUGUAGGUAUUUAUUGUUUGACAACAUCGCUUAGGAGUUAGUGCAUGUUAACAUCAUGCUAUGUGUAUUUAUUAUCUAUGCUUGGAAGUCUGUUGGUAUGUCAAAUAAGUUAUUUUAUGUUUAUGUCCUUUUUUUGUAGUUUUUUUUUUACUUUUGAAUAGAAAAAUAAGUGUUGAACUUCAUAAAUAUAGGUAUGCUAUUUGGAUAACAUCCAAUGUCAUUAGCGGAAUUACGUAGCCACUUUUUUUUUGCAGUAAUGGACCUAGUUCGCAAUUACCUUUCAACCGUCGUAAGAGCAAUAAAUAUAAAUUUAGAUUUUGAUUGUGGAUCGUUGCAACCGGUCGGUCGAUUCCAAUCGUAUUAUAUAAUUUGCCUUUCCAAAUACGAAUUAUUCAUGUUGUGUACCGAAGGCAGACCGCGUUAACUUUAUAGCACUAUAUUUUGUAAAAUAUGUUAAAGUUUUUAACAUGUUUCAUCAUUUUCAUUUCGUAUUCGAAUUCUGAACUGAUACUCGAAAAGGUUUUGUUGCUUAGUAGGCAUAAUGUGAGGACUCCAUUGUCUAAAUCAUUACCGCAAACUUCCCCAAGACAAUGGCCUUCCUGGAGAGAAAAAAGUGGUUACUUAACGUCGAAAGGAAGGCUUCUAGAGGGAUACAUGGGUGAGUUUUUCUCUGAAUGGCUACAACAAAAAGGUUUGAUACAGAACCAGUGCCCGAGCGAUGACACACUAUAUGUUUAUGCAAACACAGCUCAGAGAACGGUAGCAUCUGCAGAAGCAUUUGUCACAAAAGGUUAUUCCGACUGCAACAUCACUGUGCAUCAUUCCGAUCGAGCAGAUCCAAUAUUCAGUCCGUUUAUUCAUAACUCCACAUUUAAGUUUCGACAGGAAGCUUUGAACCAAAUGAAGGAUUAUUUGAAUUCUUUACAUUUGAAUACUUCUUAUACUACCAUAGAAAAUAUUUUAGAUUACAAGAAUUCGCCACUUUGUAAACAAGAGGGUCUCUGUGAUAUGCUGACAGAUGAGAACCGUCCAAUGGUUAUUACAGGAAAGAAGCCAUUCAUAUCAGGUCCGUUGAAAUUAAGCAAAUCUGUGGUGGAUUCCUUCAUUAUGGAAUAUUAUGAGGGGUUUCCAUCGAACGAAGUGGCAUGGGGACAAAUAAAAUCUGAAGAUGAAUGGAGUACAAUAUUAAAUUUGAGCAGAGCUUAUCUCAAUGCUAUUUUCACUAUUAAAUUAAUAUCUCUAGAUUUGUCAAAACCAUUAUUAGGUUACCUAUCAAGUUUUUUAUUGAACGAUAAUAGCCCUAAAGUUGUAUUACUUAUGGGUCACGAUGCGAACAUUUACACAGUUCUAAGCGCAAUGGACUUUAGGCCUCAUGUUUUACAUGGUCAGUAUGAAGCCGUACCGGCUGGAGGGAAGAUUGUGUUUCAGAAAUGGUUCAACAUGCUCAACGGGAGCUAUCAUAUGAAAAUAGAAUAUGUAUAUCAAACUGCAGAUAAAAUGAGGAACGGAGUGAAAUUGUCUCUUGAUGAGCCCCCUGAAUUUACUACUUUAGAAUUGAAGGCUUGCACCGUAGACAAAGAUGGUUACUGCCCGUGGAACGAAUUUAAAACUUUAUUAGAGGAAUUGAUUGCUUAAAAAAAAUUGAAUAUAGUCAGAUUUAAUGCUGACUAAAUUGGAUUCGUGUUCUAAGUUGUAAAUGAGUCGUCUAUUAUCAAAGGUGGCAAUCUGUGCAUUUGGACAAAAAAAUGCUAUUGAUAUGUCAAUACAGAUUGAUUUGAAUAUAAUC